This is a messenger RNA of Pisolithus orientalis, 2458 nucleotides long. RefSeq lists its product as uncharacterized. NCBI's taxonomy places the organism in Eukaryota, Fungi, Basidiomycota, Agaricomycetes, Boletales, Pisolithaceae. Bases 276 to 2414 code for a protein of 712 amino acids. The record is from RefSeq and is a predicted model, not a curated record. The transcript is spliced from 4 exons.
AGUACCACUCAGUCUCCCUUUGCCAUCCGACCUUGCAAUUCAUGCGAAAUCCUCAGCUGCCGUUCGCUAGAUGCGCCUGUUAGAUAAUCUUCCCGGGUUCAAAAAGACGACCGUCAUUUUACCGACCGAUACCGUAGUGUUCAUCAUAGGUCCCCGUGGUUCAGGAAAGAUUUAUAAAAACCCUUCUGCAACUUGAAAAUGUUCGUGUUCGAGCCAGCAAUAGCCGGAAUCCCGACGCCACAGAUGUUCAUGCAGAACGGUGCCGUUUCGAUGGAAUGCAAAGUGACGUUGUUAUCGUAAGGAUGCCAUCUUUUUACACCGAAGGCCCGGAUGGGGAGGAGUCAUUGAAACAGUGGAUGGAUUCAAACUAUACUAAGCCGUGCAAAGCGGUUGGAGUAUUGUACAUGCAUAACCUUGCAUUCAGUGCAGGCGACUCAAACCUGGAAGUCUCGAAACAUCUUGGUGCUUUCCGACGAACAUGCCGUCCAAAUCUUAUUCCAAGCGUCAUUCGCGUCGUCCCGACUUGGUACCACAUCGCAUGGUUGUCGAACAAGAGAAUGGAAACAUCAAUGACUCAAUUUCGACGUCAAGCAAAUGAUGAGGGUGUACAGUUUUGUAGCACCUUACCUGACGGAAAGCCCUUUGAUGGAACGCCCGAGACGGCGUGGGUCACCGUCCAGGAACUCUUGGUAUCCUGCGAUAAUGGAAACGUAGGAGUUCCUAGAAUCAGCCUCGCUGACUCCCUUCACCAAAAGUUCCAACGGUGGGGUUUAGUGGAAGAUAUUGAUGAGGCCAUUAGCCUCGCGCAUGCUGCGUUGGGGCUGUGCCCUCCAGGGCACCCCGAUCGAGCGUUGUCUCAGGAAUGUCUUGCACGUUGCCUGAAAGCGAAGGCCGCCCAGGACUGUUCAAAGGGAGCCGGUUUUGGUCCUUCAUUUUUCGGUUCUUCCGAUAUCCAGAGUUUGAUCAAAGCCCACUUUUUCGCAACUGUUGAAAACCUCCCGCCGCGUCUGUUAUAUACUCCGACAGGGGUCAUGUGUAACCGAGAGGCCCAACUAUCUUACUUCGAACUUAGUCAUCAAUACAAGCAACUCCUGUUGUCGGCCUCUUUACUCGACAGCGAGCGGCUUCAAACGGAGAUCUUAAGUGCGGUUACUGACUUCUUUCAAAUUGUCAUGCUGUCUCACAGGUGGGGGAGUGGCGAGCCCUUACUACGUGAAAUCGAAGGCAAAAAGAUCUAUGACUUGGGGGGCACGGACGGUCUGGAAAAGCUCCAACAGUUUUGCGUUCAUGCUCUCAAACGCCAUUUCAAUUGGGCAUGGAGCGAUACAUGUUGCAUCAACAGACGCAGUAGCGCCGAAUCAGACGAAGCGUUUUGGUCUUUGUUUUCUUGGUAUCGCCGGUCAUCGCUGACGAUCGUGUACCUUUCCGAUGUCUCCGACACUGAUUCGCUUGCCAGUAGUGUCUGGUUCGAGCAAGGCUGGACACUCCAAGAGCUGUUGGCUUCACCCACCGUCCUCUUCUAUAGGUCCGACUGGUCGCUCUACACGAAGAAUGAUAGCACGAAUCACAAAACAGAUCCUGCUGUGCUUGAAGAGCUCCAGAAUGUUACGGGAAUAACAAAACGGCAUCUUGUAGAUUUCUAUCCGGGCAUGGAUGAUGCACGAACCAGACUCCACUGGGCAUCAGGCCGUAGAACCACUCGACCAGAAGAUAUUGCCUACUCACUUUUUGGAAUCUUCGAGGUUCGCUUGUCAGUCCUCUACGGCGAAUCUGUGGAGAAUGCACUCGGACGUCUCCUGGCAGAGAUCAUCUCACGUUCUGGAGAUGUUUCGGUUCUGGAUUGGGUUGGGAAGCCGUCGUCAUUCAAUAGUUGUUUCCCUGCCGACCUCGCACCUUAUCGCGUGAUACCCCAGCACCGCUCGACCCCUAACGACUCUAUUAGCCGCAGCCCUCCGGUUCUUGCAAAGGCACGGAAGUUGUACAGUACUCUUGCAGCGUUACCACGUGCCACAUUUGUCAGUAGGAGGCUCGUGUUGCCCUCCAUCAUCCACAAAGUCACCGAAGUCAGCCAGCCAAGUUUCUCGACUAGCUCCUCACGUUACACAUACGUGAUUCACGCAUCACGCCUUAGGCCUGUCAAUAUCACAUUGUCGCACCGACUUAGUGAUGAGGCUGAUGCAUAUAUCCUUGUCCGCCCUUGUGGUCCGAAAUCACAGGAAACGCAGACCGCGGGCGAUGACGAGGCUGCAUGGGAGCAGUUGGAACAGCUGAAGCAGCCAUUCAGGGCACUUCUCCUGAAGAAGUUACCUCACAACGAGUACGAGAGAAUUGCAAGCGAUUGCGAGAUUACCGCUUGCGUUCAAGACCUGGCCAGUACCUUACAUGCUGAAGUGCUGAUACCGGAGAUUGUGUAGGUCGUAUUCGUCAUGCACUCUCCUACUGCGCCCCGUCGUAUUCC